GGUGGGCUUCUUUUAAGAAGUAAUUUCUUAUUAACACGAUUGUUUUCUUCUUUUCCCUUCCCAACUGAUCCCACUUACUCUCUCUUUCCGCCUCCUCUACCCGGGCGGGAAUUGUUUCCACGGUGAAAUGAGUGAGAACCCGAGUGAUCCAGUGUCUCCCGUGGUGCGAGUGAGUCGCUGCCGCUGAAGGCGAGGGGUGGGGGUGGGACCUGGGGUUCGAAGGCAGGUGAUCCCCGGGCCCGGCCUGGGACGUGGGAGAACCCGCCACCGUUGCCUCAGCCAUGCUCACACGAAGAUAAUAGAACUCCCCACCAUCCCGAACCUGAACGGGGUCAGAUUUAUACGGAGGGCUCCCCGGGGAAUGUAGAACCCACCUCAGGGCUGAGGGUGCUUGGAUCCCGGGCAUUAAUCAGGGCUAAUCACGGAGCCGGAAUAACUAUUAAUAUCGUUUAAUAGACCCUCCCCUUUCCCUCUGCCAUCAUGGUUCUCCUUGGCAGCAGCGUUCGCAGCCGCCUGAGGGUGAAAACGUGGGUGAUGGGGAAGUUGGUAAUGACUCCGCUGUUUUUUCUCAUGGCUCCUUUGGGCAACAGCUGUCCGCCCCCGGUAUACACUGUAGUUGAUUGCAGGGAAACCCUGUACCUCUCCCCUUCUUUCUCUGCUGAUUUUGCACUUUUCUCUUUGCUCACCACCAAGUGUAAUCAAUAGCAAAGCACUGACAGUACAUAGCAGUAGUGAAAUCUGAAAUAACUAAGAAUUAAUCAGGUACUACAGCCAUGGAUCUGGCUGGGUAAAAUCCAACUGGGGAUUUCAGUUUCAUUCACCUACCCUGUUUUGGUGGUUUUUGUUUUUUUUGUUUUGUUUUGUUUUUCCUUUUCUAUAUUUGGGAAACAACAUCACAAUUUCCCCUCCUUUUUCCUUUUCUUAAUCCCUUUUCUUAAAAGGGGGAAAAAUCCGGAUGGAUUUCAAGGAUUGGACUGGUGUCAACUGUGUUUUAUUGCACACCUAAAUCCUGAUGAUAGGUUUUUCAUUUUCCCCUCAAAGCCUUUUAUUUUGGCAGUUUAGCCAAAUGUGUUUUCCAGAAAGUUAGUUCGAGGUUUUUUCUCCUCUUAUCCUCCUCGCCUUCCCCUUUCCCAUCUCUCCCCCAAACAUUAUUGUCCAAACAUGACUGGACAGCAACUUUUGUUUCUUGACCCUGUGGUAUGACAGUCUGCUAAUAUUGCCAGAAGGUGCAGUUUGGGGGUUACAGUUGUGAUUUUAGCUAUUCAAUCAUAUUAGCAGGAAAAAAAAUGACUUGUUUCUGUUGUACUUGAGUCUUAAGAAAAAGUGCCCAUAGUUUAGUGACAAUUUCCAAAGGCUUUAGUACCACCUGUAUUUCAAAAUGGGGGACCCAAACUCCCGGAAGAAACAAGCUCUGAACAGACUACGUGCUCAGCUUAGAAAGAAAAAAGAAUCUCUAGCUGACCAGUUUGACUUCAAGAUGUAUAUUGCCUUUGUGUUCAAGGAGAAGAAGAAAAAGUCAGCACUUUUUGAAGUGUCUGAGGUUAUACCAGUCAUGACAAAUAAUUAUGAAGAAAAUAUUCUGAAAGGUGUGCGAGAUUCCAGCUAUUCCUUGGAAAGUUCUAUAGAGCUUCUGCAGAAGGAUGUGGUACAGCUCCAUGCUCCUCGAUACCAGUCUAUGAGAAGGGAUGUAAUUGGCUGUACUCAGGAGAUGGAUUUCAUUCUUUGGCCUCGGAAUGAUAUUGAGAAAAUUGUUUGUCUCCUGUUUUCUAGGUGGAAGGAAUCUGAUGAACCUUUUAGGCCUGUUCAGGCCAAAUUUGAAUUUCAUCACGGUGACUAUGAGAAACAGUUUCUGCAUGUACUGAGCCGCAAGGACAAGACAGGAAUUGUUGUCAACAAUCCUAACCAGUCAGUGUUUCUCUUCAUUGACAGACAGCAUUUGCAGACUCCAAAAAACAAAGCCACCAUCUUCAAGUUAUGCAGCAUCUGCCUCUACCUGCCACAGGAACAGCUCACCCACUGGGCAGUUGGCACCAUAGAGGAUCACCUCCGUCCUUAUAUGCCAGAGUAAAUAAGAGCAUUGACCAGCAAAAUGGAGAAGACCAGAGAAUGCAGCAGCGAUUUUCUUUUCUUGUUUUCUUACCACUUUUCUUUCAGAGUUUAAAGAAAAUGGACUCAUGCACAGAACACUAUGCAUUUUGAAACUUGUUCAUCCUGGAUUUAUUUUAAUCAUUUGUAUCACAGAACUUUAAAAAAAAUUAGAUGUCUUCUGCACGGACUGUGUGAAAGAAGGUGCUUUGCAGAUUGCUGCACUGCAUCGGCAUCUUACUAAAAUGUGAAGGAAGGACUAUUGUACACUGAAAUGCUUAAUGUAUCUGAAAGCACAGGUGAUGCUCAGUGUUGUGGUCUUCAUGUUUGUGCUGGUUUUUGCCUCUGACAUCUGUCAUCAGUAUUGAGGGUGAGAGUGAAUGUAACAGGUAUAAAUAACACUUAAAAACUUAAUAGCUUUGCUAUAAUCACCGUUGUUCCAGAGCACUGUCAGAUUCAUUCUAAUGACCAGAAUGGUUGUUACAAAAAGAAAUUACAACCAAGGGAAAGAAAUCUUAAUGAAAAAAGCAUCUCAUUGAGGUACUUGUACCUCAUGUGCACUGGGCCAUGUUUGUUUUCUUGGUACUCAUUAGUACAUGUAUUUUUCCCAGAUCUCUUUCCCCGAGUUGCUGUUAUAGAGUACUCUGCUGUGUGCAGAUGCGUUUACACACAUUAAAGCAGAUCUGGAGUCUGGCGUGGCUAAAUGCAGCUAUAAAACCAAGGAACAUUCAUAGCUGCAAAAACCAUCAUAAGUAGAGGACUUUUUGGUUUUUGUUUUGUUUUGGUGUUAGAAAAUUUAAUUACAAAUAAAAAAAAUCCAGUGAA
Messenger RNA from Peromyscus eremicus (cactus mouse), 2910 nucleotides. RefSeq names its product chromosome 5 C6orf62 homolog (gene C5H6orf62). The record is from RefSeq and is a predicted model, not a curated record. NCBI's taxonomy places the organism in Eukaryota, Metazoa, Chordata, Mammalia, Rodentia, Cricetidae. Bases 1379 to 2068 code for a protein of 229 amino acids. The transcript has 5 exons.